AUGGGUUUGUUUUACACAAGCAGGAUUUAUCCAGAUGAGAGAAAUGAUUUAUCCCCACAGCUUCAAACACACUCACCCUUAUACAAUACAGCUUCAUCUCCUCUGCUAAAAUCUAAUGGCCGUCGCCGAGGCGGUGUGAGAAGUAAGAUUACUGAAGUUUUGAAACUUGGGUGGCCUAAAGUAUUUUCAGAGGAACAAGAUGAACCAUGGAAGAACAAGAUACUUGAUCCAGGGAGUGAUAUUGUAUUGCACUGGAACCUGGUUUUCGUGUUCUCUUCUUUAUUGGCUCUAAUAAUAGAUCCAUUUUUUUUCUACUUGCCAGUGUUAGUAGGAAAUGGAAACUCAUCUUGUGUGAAGAUGGAUAUGAAUUUGGGGAUUAUAGUGACAUAUUUCAGAACAAUUACUGAUCUCUUCUAUCUAUUUCAUAUCCUCAUAAAGUUUAGAACUGCAUAUAUAGCACCUACUUCUCAAGGAUUUGGAAGGGGUGAGCUUGAAUUGGAUUCUAGAAUGAUUGCCAAAAGGUAUUUAAGAACAGAUUUCUUCACCGAUCUUGCAGCUGCACUACCUAUUCCACAGGUAGUGAUAUGGUUUAUAAUACCAGAACUUAGAAGCUCCCACACUGAUCAUACCAACAUUGACCUUCUGCUCAUUGUUCUGAUCCAAUAUAUUCCAAGAUUAUAUCAAAUUUUUCCAAUGGGUUCUGAAAUUAUUAAAGCUACAGGAGUUAUUGCAAAGACUGCUUGGGUUGGUGCAGUGUAUAAUCUACUACUCUACAUGAUAGCUAGUCAUGUUUUAGGGGCAGCAUGGUAUUUGUUGGCAAUUGAACGUUACACAGUGUGUUGGAAAUCAGAAUGCAGAAAUGAUCAAAUUGAGGCUUUAAAGUGCAGUCUUAGUUAUUUAGAUUGUAAAUCUUUGAAGAAUACUAAUCGAACAAUUUGGGCAAACACUACAGUUGUGUUUGAUAAUUGUGAUGUUAACAGUCAAAAUCUCACUUUCAAUUAUGGAAUCUUUUCAUAUCUACUUAUUAAUAAUGUUUUGUCUACAAGUCUCCUCAGGAAAUACUUCUUCUGUGUUUGGUGGGGCUUGCAAAACUUGAGUUGUUAUGGGCAGGUUUUGAUAACAAGCACCUUUCUUGGGGAGACAUCAUUUUCCAUAUUCGUUGCACUUGCUGGUCUGGUAUUAUUUGCCCAUUUGAUUGGAAACAUGCAGACCUACUUGGCAUCUAUCACUGGAAGGGUUGAUGAAUGGAGACUGAAACAAAGGGACACAGAAGAAUGGAUGAGGCAUCGCCAACUCCCGCAGGAUUUACGAGAACGUGUUGAGAAUUAUAACCAAUAUAAGUGGCUUGCUACCCAAGGAGCUGAUGAAGAAGCUAUCCUCCGUUCCUUACCAAUUGAUAUUCGUCGAGACAUCCAACGCCACCUAUGUUUGGACCUUGUUUGUCGGGUCCCUUUUUUCUCACAGAUGAAUGACCAGCUGCUUGAUGCCAUAUGUGAGUGUCUUGUAUCUUCCUUAAGCACUAAAGGAACCUACAUUGUUCGUGAAGGUGACAAAGUAACUGAGAUGCUUUUUAUCAUAAGAGGGAGACUGGAAAGUUCCACCACUGAUGGAGGGAGAAUAGGUUUCUUUAAUUCCAUUACUUUAAGACCAGGUGACUUUUGUGGGGAGGAGUUGCUUGAAUGGGCUUUACUUAAUAAAUCCACUCUUAACUUGCCUUCAUCCACAAGGACUGUCAAAGCACUUAGUGAAGUGGAGGCAUUUGCCUUGAAAGCAGAAGAUCUCAAGUUUGUAGCAAACCAGUUCAGACCCUUGCACAGUAAGAAGCUACAACACACUAUUCGCUUCUAUUCUCACCAUUGGAGGACAUGGGCUGCUUGCUUCAUACAGGCUGCUUGGCGUCAACACAAGAGAAGGAAGAUGGCAAAGGACCUCUUCAUGGAGGAUUACUCCUUAUCUUGUUCAUAUCCAUUAAUGCUUGAGCAAGGAGCUGUUGGAACAGGAGAAUUAGGAGAAGAGACUAGUGAUGUUUCAACUACAUGUCCUUCUAUACUGAAACAAAACCUAGGUGUCACAAUUAUAGCUUCAAUGUUUGCUACAAACUCGAAGAUGGGAGCUCAGAAGAUCAAUGGCGUUGAUAUUUCCUUACAGAAGCCUGAAGAACCCGAAUACUUUACUGAGCCUGAUGAUGAUUAG
Molecule: messenger RNA, 2193 nt
Organism: Telopea speciosissima
Lineage: Eukaryota; Viridiplantae; Streptophyta; Magnoliopsida; Proteales; Proteaceae
Product: cyclic nucleotide-gated ion channel 17-like
Exons: 6
Coding region: 1-2193 (730 amino acids)
Biological process (GO): monoatomic ion transport; transmembrane transport
Cellular component (GO): membrane
Molecular function (GO): monoatomic ion channel activity; protein binding
Source: RefSeq, a predicted model, not a curated record